GUAAGGUAGGUAGUCAUCUAACGUGUUUGCAACAGUUGUGUAAUAGUUGUUUAUUAGGUACGUUUGUCGAGCCGCGCGAAUUUGAAUCUUUUUUAUCAUCAACUGUGCUGGAAUAUGGACUGAAAAUAAGGUAGAUACUUUUUAAAUAAAAUUAUUAAAAAGUUAGUUUUGUAAAAUCUUUAUUUAUUCGGAUAAAAGUGUGGAAAUAAAUGAUAAAUUAUACUGAAUUGGGUUCCCAAAACCGGAUAUUUCUCUUGCUAUGAAUAAAGGCCCAGUACCUAAUAAUUAAUAUUUCUAAAAUAUGCUGAAAACUAAACAAAUCGAUCAACAUUAACGACGUUAAAAGAGCCACUCAAUUUGACGCAGAUGACACUAAAGAAUAAGCCAAACGUUAUGGAUACCAGAGGCGUCUCGAUAACAUGGAAAAAACUUACUGUCAAGGUGGAUAUCAAGACGCAGCACAUUUUUCAAAAUUCCACUCACACCGUAAAAGAAAUAAUUCAUAAUGCGAAUGGAUAUGUGAAACCGAACAGUCUAGUUGGCAUUAUCGGUGCCAGUGGAUCUGGCAAGAGUACCUUGAUGUCAGUGCUGGCAAAUAGACAAUCAAGAAAUUUGAACGUGAGUGGAGAUAUACGACUAAAUGGCCAAAGGAUACCUUCUGGAUUGAUGAAGAAAAUUGCAGGAUUUGUUUACCAAGAUGAUUUAUUUGUUCCUACAUUAACUGUUGCUGAGCACUUACACUUCGCGGCGCGAUUAAAAUUGGACAGAAGGAUUACAACGAAACAAUGUGAAAUAUUGGUGGAUGAAAUACUAACAGAUGUUGGAUUGGCAGGAUGUGCAAAUCGUUUUAUCAGUAAUUCGAAUGAGGAUGAAGGAGAAUUGAACAUAUCUGGAGGUGAACGAAAACGAUUAUCAGUGGCUACAGAAUUAUUAAUUAACCCAGCUUUGUUAUUUUGUGACGAACCUACCACGGGCUUAGAUUCAUUUACAGCGUUGAAACUCAUGACCAUAAUGAGAAAUAUGGCUGAUCAAAAAGAUAAAACGAUCAUUUGCUCUAUUCAUCAACCCAGUGCAAAAAUAUUCGAGCUGUUUCAUCAGAUUAUAUUAUUACACGAUGGCAAAGUUGCCUUUAGCGGUACUACCGAAAAUGCUGUUGAGUUUUUUCAAAACAUUGGUUAUCCCUUCAAUGAAGAACAAAAUCCAGCUGAUUAUUUAGUUAAAAGUCUAUCAAUAGUUCCUGGACGUGAAUUAGAAUCUAUAGAAAAAGCCACCAAGAUUUGUACGCAAUAUGAAAAAAGUCAAUAUUUCAAUUAUGUAUACGAACAAAUUGAGCUGGAGCGUCGUGAAACAGAAACAUUCAGCGGUCUGGAAAAAAUAGAACAUAUUUUCUGGCUUCACAAGCUGUACUUGUUAACCUAUCGAGAAGUGCUGAGUGGCAUAAGAGAUCCAUCAACGCGAUAUAUGAAUUUCAUUAAGCAAAUGGCGAUAGCCGUUUUUAUAGGACUUUGUUUUAAAAAAACCACCGUUAUGAAUCAAGAAAGUGUGCAAUCAAUCAAAGGAGUCAUUUUAGCAAUGGUGACUGAAAAUAUCUUUCCUGCUUUUUUUAUCGUAAUGGGUCAUUUUCCCAGUAAGAUGCCGGUGUUUUUACGAGAAUAUUCAAAUAAUAUGAACUCGCCACUGAUUUUUUAUACAUCAAAUAUGAUCUCCUUGAUUCCAGGAUUGCUGUUGGAUCCAAUUUUAUUCGCAGUAAUAUGGUAUGUUUUGCUGGAGCUACGUAACAGUUGGUUAACUUUCCUGGUUACCAUAUCAGUCACCACUUUAGUUUUUAAUAUAUCGGCUAUGUGUGGAAUUUUGGCAUCGCUGGUGACGAACAGCUACAAGGGUGCUGAUACCUUGUCAACAACUUUUGGUGUAUUAUUCUAUUCGUUUUCUGGAGUAGCGAUGAAUCUGAGAUCGAUUCCUGUGAUAUUUGCGUGGAUACGGUAUGUUUUAUGGAUGACUUACGCUGUGGAAUCUUUGCUGAUAGUGUUUUUCGAGGGUGUGGAGAAUAUUCAAUGUUCAGAGGUGCCAGAUGUACCGUGUCUGAGAACCGGUCACGAAGUCUUGAGUGGAUUAGGUUUUAGUAGUGAGAAUUUGCAACGAAAUAUAAUUGCGAUGUGUGGUAUUUAUUUAAUUUUUCACUUGAUUAGUUUUACUACGUUGAAGAUUAGAUUGUAUUUGAAAUUUUGACUCGUGUUAUAUUUUCUUAUUAUUAAACGUUAUUUGAUGUAAUCUA
This is a messenger RNA of Planococcus citri (citrus mealybug), 2275 nucleotides long. RefSeq names its product protein scarlet-like. Gene Ontology annotation, biological process: transmembrane transport. Lineage: Eukaryota; Metazoa; Arthropoda; Insecta; Hemiptera; Pseudococcidae. The record is from RefSeq and is a predicted model, not a curated record. Gene Ontology annotation, molecular function: ATP hydrolysis activity; ABC-type transporter activity; ATP binding. Bases 367 to 2229 code for a protein of 620 amino acids. The transcript is spliced from 14 exons. Gene Ontology annotation, cellular component: cytoplasmic vesicle membrane; plasma membrane.